Molecule: messenger RNA, 3876 nt
Organism: Mus pahari (shrew mouse)
Lineage: Eukaryota; Metazoa; Chordata; Mammalia; Rodentia; Muridae
Gene: Mgat5
Product: alpha-1,6-mannosylglycoprotein 6-beta-N-acetylglucosaminyltransferase
Exons: 18
Coding region: 621-2843 (740 amino acids)
Biological process (GO): protein N-linked glycosylation
Cellular component (GO): Golgi apparatus
Molecular function (GO): alpha-1,6-mannosylglycoprotein 6-beta-N-acetylglucosaminyltransferase activity
Source: RefSeq, a predicted model, not a curated record
GAACGUCCGUGGCCCGGAAUCCCUUUGCCUUGGAGAGCGGCGCGAGCCUAGAAGCUGAGAGAAGUUGGGUAGGUCGAUCCGGGAAGGGUAGCAGAAACCUCGAAAAGAUCUCCUUCUGUCCUGAUCGUUUGGACCCAGGAGCUGCUUGCAUCUAGGGGCGGAAGGUGGACGCGCUGCGCACGGCUCCGCCAGGGCUGGUAGUUUUCAGACCGUCCCUGCCGAGGCCCGCUCGCCCGGCAGCCCUGCGGCUCCGGCGGUGGCGGCGGCGGCCCCAGGCUCGAUCUAGCCCAGGUAGCCGCAUCUCAGUCUCAGGGGGCGCUCUGACCCCGCUCCUGGCUGUGCCUGGGACCUCUGUUCUCUGGAGCACGGCUGCUGGAGAGUGACCCCGACUGCUACUGAUGGUGCUUCUGCUGCUCCCCUACUAGCAGGAGUGACUCCUACCCGAAAGUGGACUUCGGAGGAGGGUCCAUUAGGCCAUCAGAAUGGAAGCCCAGCAAGGAAACCAGCUGACUCAGGAACCAGAGUGAGAGCCACGAACUCUCCGCCCCAACCUGCACCAUGAACUUGCCCUCCCCUUCUGCUUGUUGAGAGCCAAGGGAAUGGUACAUUGCUAGAGAGAGAUGGCUUUCUUUUCUCCCUGGAAGUUGUCCUCUCAGAAGCUGGGCUUUUUCCUGGUGACUUUCGGCUUCAUCUGGGGGAUGAUGCUUCUGCACUUCACCAUCCAGCAGCGGACUCAGCCCGAGAGCAGCUCCAUGUUACGGGAGCAGAUCCUUGACCUCAGCAAGAGGUACAUCAAGGCAUUGGCAGAGGAGAACAGGGACGUGGUGGAUGGCCCGUACGCCGGUGUCAUGACAGCUUACGAUCUGAAGAAAACGCUCGCUGUCUUGCUGGAUAACAUCCUGCAGCGCAUCGGCAAGCUGGAGUCAAAGGUGGACAAUCUGGUCAAUGGCACAGGAGUGAAUUCCACCAACUCCACCACGGCUGUCCCCAGCUUGGUGUCUCUUGAGAAAAUUAAUGUGGCAGAUAUCAUUAAUGGAGUUCAGGAAAAAUGUGUAUUGCCUCCUAUGGAUGGCUACCCCCACUGCGAGGGGAAAAUCAAGUGGAUGAAGGACAUGUGGCGCUCGGACCCCUGCUACGCAGACUAUGGAGUGGACGGGACCCCCUGCUCCUUUUUUAUUUACCUCAGUGAGGUUGAAAAUUGGUGUCCUCGUUUACCUUGGAGAGCAAAAAAUCCCUAUGAAGAAGCUGACCAUAACUCAUUGGCGGAAAUCCGUACGGAUUUUAACAUUCUCUACGGCAUGAUGAAGAAGCACGAGGAGUUCCGUUGGAUGAGACUUCGGAUCCGGCGAAUGGCUGACGCGUGGAUCCAAGCUAUCAAGUCUCUAGCGGAGAAACAAAACCUUGAGAAGAGGAAACGGAAGAAAAUCCUUGUUCACCUGGGGCUCCUGACCAAGGAAUCGGGCUUCAAGAUUGCGGAGACAGCGUUCAGCGGUGGGCCUCUUGGGGAACUAGUUCAGUGGAGUGACUUAAUCACAUCGCUGUACCUGUUGGGCCAUGACAUCCGGAUCUCAGCCUCCCUGGCUGAGCUCAAGGAGAUUAUGAAGAAGGUUGUUGGAAACCGGUCUGGCUGUCCAACUGUAGGAGACAGAAUUGUUGAGCUGAUUUAUAUCGAUAUUGUGGGACUUGCUCAAUUUAAGAAAACACUAGGGCCAUCCUGGGUUCAUUACCAGUGCAUGCUCCGGGUGCUAGACUCCUUUGGAACAGAACCUGAGUUCAAUCAUGCGAGUUAUGCCCAGUCGAAAGGCCACAAGACCCCCUGGGGAAAGUGGAAUCUGAACCCGCAGCAGUUUUACACCAUGUUCCCUCAUACCCCAGACAACAGCUUUCUGGGCUUCGUGGUCGAGCAGCACCUGAACUCCAGCGACAUCCACCACAUUAACGAGAUCAAAAGGCAGAACCAGUCCCUUGUGUAUGGCAAAGUGGAUAGUUUCUGGAAGAAUAAGAAAAUCUACCUGGAUAUCAUUCACACGUACAUGGAAGUGCACGCCACUGUUUACGGCUCCAGUACUAAGAACAUUCCCAGUUACGUGAAAAACCAUGGCAUUCUCAGUGGACGAGACCUGCAGUUUCUUCUCCGGGAAACCAAGCUCUUCGUUGGGCUUGGAUUCCCUUAUGAAGGUCCAGCUCCCCUGGAGGCCAUCGCGAAUGGAUGCGCUUUCCUGAACCCCAAGUUCAGCCCUCCCAAAAGCAGCAAAAACACAGACUUCUUCAUUGGCAAGCCAACACUGAGAGAGCUGACAUCCCAGCAUCCUUACGCAGAAGUCUUCAUCGGCCGGCCACACGUCUGGACUGUGGAUCUCAAUAACCGAGAAGAAGUAGAAGACGCAGUAAAAGCCAUCUUAAACCAGAAGAUUGAGCCGUAUAUGCCAUAUGAGUUCACGUGUGAAGGCAUGCUGCAGAGAAUCAACGCUUUCAUUGAAAAACAGGACUUCUGCCAUGGCCAAGUGAUGUGGCCGCCCCUCAGCGCCCUGCAGGUGAAGCUGGCUGAGCCCGGGCAGUCCUGCAAACAGGUGUGCCAGGAGAGCCAACUCAUCUGCGAGCCGUCCUUCUUUCAACACCUCAACAAGGAAAAGGACCUGCUGAAGUAUAAGGUGACCUGCCAAAGCUCAGAACUGUACAAGGACAUCCUGGUGCCCUCCUUCUACCCCAAGAGCAAGCACUGUGUGUUCCAAGGGGAUCUCCUGCUCUUCAGUUGUGCCGGGGCCCACCCCACACACCAGCGGAUCUGCCCCUGCCGGGACUUCAUCAAGGGCCAAGUGGCCCUCUGCAAAGACUGCCUAUAGCAUCGCCGCCCUGAAUUCAUUCAGACGGGAAAGACGUGGCUCCACUGGGCAGGGCCAAGGGGCACAGAGACAUUCAGGGACUCUGACCAGAGCCUGAGAUCUUUGUUCCAGGGCUUGAAUUUACUACUGCUCCAGCCGCAGCCAGUGCAUCCCAGUUUACACCAAAACCACAGGAGAACAGAGGUUAGAACAGGAACCUGGGUUCUCCCGGUGUACCGAAUGUCCUCUCUGUCCGGGAGAUUGACUGUAGGGAAAUGGUCCAGGCAGUUGCUCCCGAGAAUUUUUUUUUUUUUUUUAAGAAGGGAUAAAAGUCGAGAGACUCAUUCAAACUGAAAACAAAACAGGAAGAGGAAUUGAGCCAAUUGGGAAGGACUUUGGGGACAAUCCUAAACCAAUUAAUUUAUUUAUUUUGGGAGGAUGGGGCGGGCUCGGGCGGGAGGAAAGGGGUUUGAACAGUUUUCCUUUUGUUCCUCAUUGUUAAUCGCCUUCAGGCCCUUCUUGUUCUGCAGCGCCAGGCAGGGUGCAGAGGGGCUGUGGCCUGCUGGAAAGGCGGCUGUGGGGCGUCACUCCUGGUAACAGGUGGCAGCAGAGAGAUGUCUAUGAGCAGGGGGAUGUAGCUCAGUUUGUAGAAUGUUUGCGUAGCAUAAAUGAAGUCCUGGGUUCCGUCCCCGGCACCACAUAAAAGUAGGUAAGAGGCAGAGGCACGAGGACCAAACAUUCUCCUUGGCUACAUAACAAAUCAAGGCCUUUGUCCCCAGGUCUAGGCUACACGAGACCCGGUCUCAGAAAAUGGGGUGGGGGGGGGGCUUGAAAACACAGCCAGCCACUGUCACAGCAUUGCCAGAACCGGUGGAUCCCAGGUGUGCUUGGCAGAUGGCAGCUAAAAGGCACAUAACCUUGAUGGGGAAAUAAAUGCCUGAGGUGUCCUGAGGGCCCCACCAAGUUCCAAAGACAGGCUGGGCUGCAGGUGAGAGAGGCUGCUUUCCUCUGUGUGUGUGUGUGUGUGUGUGUGUGUGUGUGUGUGUGUCCCUUC